AAAGCAGAAAGCAAACGGGCAAUCAUCUGGUGGCCCGUGAAACUUCGUGUUUCGUGUAGAAAAAAAGCUAACCACUUCGUAUUGCAAAUAACCACGAGCAAUAGGAACGUUAGGAGCUUCUCAUGUCCGCAUAGAAAAACACACUUGGCCUCGCGUCAAGCGUGUAGGCAAACAAUAUCGGCUGCCAUGUAUUUUCCGAUCCGCUGGCCGCAGAUCCUCAACAUUGACCGAGGUGCCAGUUCCAGUCUUGUGUGCGUCGCAUCUGACUACAACCGAUCCCUGUUUGCGGUGCUUGGCGAAGACAACAUCAGCAUCUGGCUCGAGAAGUUAUGCGUCCAGAUCGCUUGCCACGUCCAAACACCGGAGUCCCUCGGCAAGCACGGCCACAACGUGAAGGUCGUGUGGAAAAGGGACUCUUCGAUGUUGGCCAUCUUGACCACCAAAGGGCACCUUCUCCUGUACGACGUGAUCGUUGAUGAGUCGAGCCGGCCGCUCUUCGAGCAGUUGGACAGUAGCCAAGCAACUUUAAAGAGAGAAAGCGCCGAGCUCUUCGUGAAGGAUCGUGUUCUCCCGCUCAAGCUGGCUCCGUCGAGUCAUCUCUCUACCUCGGUGGAUGUUGCCAGCGUGCUCAACUUCGGAGACGAGCUUCUCGUGGCUUGCACGAGCGGCUGCCUCCUGCGGGUGGGAUGGGACGCUUCUCAGCGGCAGGAAUUGACCCUGGAUCUGCGGGACAUUCCGUUUGCCAGCGGAGGCUCCUCGUCUUCCCGUCCCAGCGGUCACGGAGAAUCUCUCGAGCUUAAGGAGGUUCAGUACCUGCCUCUGCUCGGCGCGUUGUCCGUCGUCUUCCGCAACGGGCGUGCAGCCGUCGUUCUCAGUUCCAGCCAUGAGUUUGAGUCCAAGGAUGCACACGCCGUGUGGAUUCCCGACGUCACGGAGGCGGUUGUCACCGCAGUGAAUCAUCGCUACCGCCUGGUAGCCUUUGGGCUUGCCAACGGCCAGGGAACGGUGUGCUACCUGGACGAGGCGAGCGGGCAGUUUGCACAUUCGCACCGUUUGGCGCUGUCGGCAAAGGACUUCCCGGAGGCCGGCACGGUGGCAGGCCCCGUCGGAGCGCUUCGCUGGACUCCCGACGGAGCGGCCCUCUUCCUGGCGUGGAGCAGGGGCGGCUUCUCGCUGUGGAGCGUCUUCGGAUCGCUGCUGGCCUGCUCCCUCAACUGGGAGGGCGCCCCGCAGGGAGGGCUUUCUCGCGUCGUCUCGGCGGAGUGGGGUGCCGAAGGCUACCACCUGUGGAUGGUGGCCUCUCCCAGUGGCGAGCCCCAGCAGCGAGAGGUCAUGCUCAUGAACUUUGUCAAGAGCGCCUCCACCGUCAACCCCGGUCCCAGCGGUGGCGGUCGACACGUGUUGCUUCAGGGGGCGGACCGCGUGCUCGUGAGUUCAGAGUCGGACCUCGCAGAGCGGGACGCACUCCGGUCGCAGGACGGAUCUCGCGGGAACAAGCACUGGACCGUGGAAUUGGUUCCUCACACCUAUCUGGCAGCCAAUUGGCCUAUUCGGUACUCCGCCAUCGACACGGAGUGCCAUCACGUUGCAGUGGCUGGGCGAGGGGGUUUUGCCCACUGCUCUCUCACCCACAACAAGUGGAAGUUCUUUGGCAACGAGACUCAGGAACAAGAUUUUAUGGUGACGGGUGGUCUGCUCUGGUGGCAGUCCCUGGUUGUCGUCGGCUGCAUAAACCUCCGCGAUGGUUCAGAUGAGGUACGCCUCUAUCCACGUUCGACCAAGCUGGACAACAUGUUUGUGCGGGUUUUACGGCUAGAGGCUCAGGUCCUUCAGUUGUCCCUCUCGGAAGAUAGGCUCUUGGUGUUUACGGCCGACGGACGCCUUGCCCUCUAUAGGAUACACCUCGGAGGACUCGAGCGGCUCCAGGAGCUUGACCUGGGUGGCCUGGUGCCCCACCCGCUGUGUGUGGUGUCGGCCACCCUGGCCCACCUGGGUGCGGCAGCCAAGUUGGGCGUCCUGCUCAACGUGUGCGGACGUCUGGUGCUGCUGCAGCAGGACCCGGCCUCCUCUGGCACCACCCCUGGCGGCGCCACUCCGGUGGGCGGGACGCCGCGCGGCGGCGGACGACUGGCCGCUCGUCACUGGAGUGCCCCAACCGUCCUCGCCUUCUGCGUCGAAAGGGUGUGGGUGGCGGACGGCCGUCCAGACCCCCGCAUGCCCCACCUGACGCAGGCGCUGUGGAUAGCCUGCGGGGUGCAGGGAAUGCAGGUCUGGCUGCCCCUCUUCCCCCCCGGCGGAAAUCCGGGUGGGGUCCGGCACGCCUUCAUGGCCAAGCGCAUCAUGCUGCCCAUCGCCGUGCACAUCUAUCCGUUAGCCGUGCUGUUCGAGGAGGCAGUCGUCUUGGGAGCCGAGAGUGACACGGCGUUGUGCGGCAGCGACACCUAUCCCCUCUGCGUCGUUUCCAAGUCGAGCCAAGUGUACCUCCACCCAAUCCUGCGGCAGCUACUCUGCAGGAACCUGGGCUACCAUGCCUGGGAGAUUGCGAGGAGCUGUGCAGAGCUGCCCUACUUUCACCAUUCCCUCGAACUGCUGCUUCACGAAGUGCUGGAGGAAGAGGCCAUGUCGUCAGAGCCCAUACCGGAUGCCCUCCUGCCCCGGGUGAUUGACUUCAUCCGGGAGUUCCCGGUGUUCCUCCAGACGGUGGUGCAGUGCGCCCGGAAGACGGAGCUGGCCCUCUGGCCCCACCUCUUUGCCGCCGUGGGGAACCCCAAGGACCUCUUCCAAGAGUGCCUGCUGCAGGGGCAGCUGGACACCGCGGCCUCUUACCUCCUGGUGCUGCAGAACCUGGAGGUUCCCUUGGUGAGCAGGCAGCACGCCACCUUGCUCCUGGGCGCGGCUCUGGACGGUGCCCGGUGGACGCUGGCGAGGGACUUGGUGCGGUUCCUGCGGGCCAUCGACCCCGCCGACACCGAGACGGCACCGCCCCGAUCCCCGACGGGCCCCUCUACGGACGAAGACACGGUGAAUCAGGUGUUCAUGGAGGUGAUCUUGUCUCGCCAUGCACGCAAGCUUCUAGCUGCCGGGCAGCUACGAAAACUAGGCUCCUUUGCUGCCCACCUGGACUUCCCUCUCGAACCCUUCUUGGAGAAGGAGAGACUCCGAGCGGCACGAGUGGACGACUUCGUGGUUGCCCUGAAGGCGGUGCACACCGACUUCGAGUGGCCCCUCCCCCAAAGCGUCGCGGCCAGUCCCACGGGCAGCGUGGCCUCCAUGGGCAACGAGGAAGCCCCGCCCGCUCAGCGUAACGGGCCGGAGGCUCCGGGAGGGGGCGGGACCAACGCGGCGGUGACGCGCGGUUCGCCGGCCGACUCGGAGAGCACCUCCGAGGAGAGCUGGUGGGCGGAGGAAGAGGAGGUCUCCGCCCCCGUGGGCGUGGCCGAGUGGCGCGGACCGCCCCAGGCCGAGGCGCAGGCUCGGCACUUGCUGCAAGCGCUGGGAAAGGCACGCUGCUGCGACUGGGCACUUCCCCUCGCUCUGAUGCUGGGAGAUUGCCUGGUGGCGCCCCUGGUGGCACCGCCUGGAGCGCUGGACAAGCUCCUACUCUGGGCCUCGGCCGAGUGCCCGGGCUACCUGAGCCUCCUGCGGCAAGUCCAAGGCGGCAGGGUCCUAGAAGAGGCCCCGCCGGGGGCAACGUCCAACGGCUACCCCCAGCGUAGUCCCGUGCAUCCACGCAGAGUGGCCGUCACGAGCGCCCCGGAGAAUCCGGAGGACGAAGGUUGUCGGGUGGCGUAGCCUCCCCCGCUCUCCGCAAACUCUGUCAUCAAUGCCAUCAUCGUCGUCAUCGUAGACUUUUCGCUCAAAGUGUGGCACGGGUUGCCGAACAUUCUCAAAGUAGUGUCAGAUUUGGGGAAAAAAAAUAAUGGAGGUUCGAGAUUGGUUACUCGAGACGGUACCGGAGCGCCUUGUUUUCACCGUCUGCUUCUUUGACUUCUUCGGCGUUUUCCUAGCGUUUCAGAAUGGACGUACGCUGAGACGCUUGCGAUGCAACAUGAGCUCCAUUUAAGCUCUCGAUACGACGAUUCAACGCUUCUGUCAUCAUACGAGGGCAAGUGGAAUUUGGGAGCUUUUUGUUUUUGUUCUGUGAAUGUUUGGCGACUCGAGUGUGAGGGGUGGGUUUCUUGAUUUUUGUUCACCAGCUCUCUCAUCAUCACCUUGGACAUAGACUCGCUCAUUAUAAAUGGGGUUUUGGGGGGACGGCCGGUGGACUUGCUCAGCAAUCUUGCACUCACUGCCGACCAGUGAUCGUUCGUGCUGAACGCAUUGGGGAAGGGUGUUGUGUGUUGGUUGAAUGCUCGUUUGUUACGGUUGUACAUUCUCCUGUUUCAUCGUUUUUAUACAGCAUUCCAGUAUUUGUCUCGUG
Molecule: messenger RNA, 4420 nt
Organism: Ixodes scapularis (black-legged tick)
Lineage: Eukaryota; Metazoa; Arthropoda; Arachnida; Ixodida; Ixodidae
Gene: Rich
Product: guanine nucleotide exchange factor subunit RIC1
Exons: 25
Coding region: 187-3792 (1201 amino acids)
Biological process (GO): retrograde transport, endosome to Golgi; intracellular protein transport
Cellular component (GO): cytosol; Ric1-Rgp1 guanyl-nucleotide exchange factor complex; Golgi membrane
Source: RefSeq, a predicted model, not a curated record